AUGCAGGCUACUCUGCAAAAGAUCACCCAGGCCAAUCCAGGUGACAUCUUCAAGAGUGGAGCCGAAAUUCUACUCAAUGGUCUUGCUGGUGGCGACUAUGUGACUAUUGCCAAGGCAUACUUGCUCGAGAGUAGCACCUUCAACAUCAAUCCAAUUCCACCGAAGAGUCAGAACAUUUACAACAUCCCUGGUGAUGCGCCAUACGAUCUGACUGAGGCGCAAUUGCGUCAAGUCAUUUACAUCCCGCCAGACUUCACCUACGGCAGGAUCCCACCGGUCUUGUUCCUGCCUGGUACCGGUGUCGAGGCUGGAGCAAACUUCGGACCAAACUUUGGCAAACUGUUCAAAGCCCAAAAGGUUGCGGAUCCAGUCUACGUCAACAUUCCCAACAACAACUUGGGAGAUAUUCAGGUCGUUGCUGAAUAUGUCGCGUACGCGAUCAACUACAUCUCAUCCAUCACCAGCAAGAAAGUCAACACCGUGUCCUGGUCUGCAGGCUCCAUUGACGCUCAAUGGGCGCUCAAGUACUGGCCUUCGACGCGCAACAACACUAUAAACAAGAUCUCCAUCUCACCUGAUUACCACGGCACCAUCUUCGCCCAGAUCCUCUGCCCAGGCUUUGAGACUCCAGGCUGCACCCCAGCCGUCGCCCAACAAAACUACAACAGCACCUUCAUCCGCACCCUCCGCAACAACGGCGGCGACCAGUCCUACGUCCCAACCACCAACGUCUACAGCAUCUUCGACGAAAUCGUCCAACCCCAAGAAGACCCCAACGCCUCAGGCUUCCUGAACCCAGGCCCAGGCGGCGUCUCCAACACCGAGCUCCAAUCCGUCUGCACUCCUUUCCUCCCCGGCGGGACUCUCUACAACAGCCACGAAGGCGUCCUGUACAACGCUCUCGCCUACGCGCUCGCCAAAGACGCCAUCCAAAACGGUGGACCAGGCCAACUCUCUCGUGUCAAUGCUAGUGCCGAAUGCGUGAAAUUCGCCGCUGAUGGUUUGAGCUUGCCGGAUAUUUUUGCUACUGAGGCUGUGAUUCCUGAGGCUGGCUUUGCGAUUAUUGCGUACCAGCCGAAGGUUGCGCAGGAGCCGCCGAUUAAGGCUUAUGCGAGGAAGGAUACGCCGGCUUAG
This is a messenger RNA of Pseudocercospora fijiensis CIRAD86, 1134 nucleotides long. RefSeq lists its product as uncharacterized. The coding region runs from base 1 to 1134 and encodes 377 amino acids. The record is from RefSeq and is a predicted model, not a curated record. Lineage: Eukaryota; Fungi; Ascomycota; Dothideomycetes; Mycosphaerellales; Mycosphaerellaceae. The transcript is spliced from 2 exons.